Planococcus citri (citrus mealybug) is the source of this 3186-nucleotide messenger RNA. RefSeq lists its product as uncharacterized. Gene Ontology annotation, molecular function: protein binding. Lineage: Eukaryota; Metazoa; Arthropoda; Insecta; Hemiptera; Pseudococcidae. The transcript has 3 exons. The record is from RefSeq and is a predicted model, not a curated record. The coding region runs from base 285 to 3086 and encodes 933 amino acids.
GGUCCUUCCUUCCCUUCAACAGCAGCCACCCCUUGCUGCUGCUGGCUGAUAACUAGCUGAUAACAAAUAAACUGAUGCAAAAAAAUGAUGCAAGAUGCAAUGCAUUAUGCAAUCACAUAGAUAUUGACAUUAUACUUAUAAUAAAAUACAUAUUCGUACAUUGUGGCCCGCUUGUGAUACUUGUGUGUCCUGUGUCCUGUGUCCUGUAAAUUAUUGCAUAGUUUGCCAGUAACAAGACAUCGAAUUUUUCGCUUUCGAAAUAUUAAGAAAGUUCCUGAAGAACCAUGAGUUCAGGAGACAAUUCAGAAGUACCGGUUGAUCACCAAAAACCCAAAAAUUUGGUGAGAAGUCAAUUUUACGAUGUCAUGGUCAAAGUGGAUGCCGACGUUUAUUGUUUGGAUCGAUUACAACUGGCCUGGAAAUCGGAAUUCUUUGAGAAAUUAUUCAACGAGCAGUCUGACCAAAAAGAAUGCAGUUUGAUAGAGCUACCGGUAAUGGAUACCAAAACCUUCUCUGCCAUCGUUGAUAUAAUAUACGGACAAUCGUUGACGUCUGUCUUGAACCACGACAAUUACGUUGCUUUGUUAAUGGCCAUGAAUCACUUGCAAAUGGAGAUCGAUAUGGAAACUUACGCAAGUUACAUUGAGAAAAACUCCGUCGUAGAUGUUAAACUAUUCAAAUUACUCAACUUCUUGCAGGAAAAUCCGAAUGUGCAGUACUUGUUACCGGCAGUUUUCAAAUCUCUAUCUGCUAAGUUGGUGAAAAUCCAACAUAAUGAAGAUUUCUUACGUUUACCGCUUGACGAUAUUAUCAGAAUAAUUACAAGUUAUAGCUGUGCCUUAAAAAAGAAGUAUGCGGAGAAGGAGAUAGAGAUGCAUAUGGCUACUAUGUCCGGGUCAUCCGGGUGUCCACAAUGGAUGAAGGAGAAGUUAAUAUAUUCGGAUAACGAUAUAGAUAUGCCUACCAUGAGUCAAAUUUGCUCACAAUGGAUCCAUCACGAUUUGCAAAGCAGACUUCCUCACUUCGCAAAGCUCGUUAAUGCUGUCAAACGAAGAAUUUGUCAUGUAAGCGAUAUAAAAGAUGACGAUUUCAACACUGUACUAACUGGUAUCGCUGAGGAAAUGAAUCCGGAAAUGACGAAGAAACUUUUCUACAAACUUGUCAUUUGCGAUGGAGAAAUAGAAUCAGCUCCUCAAGAAUCGCCGAAAGAUGAAAAAAAAGAAGUUCCGAUUGAUUCUAAAGAAAACAAACGAAAAAAGUUGAAAACAUUUCUAGAAAACCAUCGUUCCCAAAACUAUGAUUUCGACGAUAACGUUAUGACUGCUGUAGAAAAAGAAGUUCCGAUUGAUAAAGAAAACGAACGAAAAAAGUUGAAAACGCUUCUAGAAAACCAUCGUUUCCACGAUAUCGUUGUGACUACCGGAGAAAAAGCUUACAAGCUUCAUCGAUUCAAGCUGAAUUCAGCGUCCGGCUAUUUUGCUGAAAUUUUUUCCGCCAAGCAGUCCAACAUAGACGCUCAAUUCGCAGAAGCAUCAACUCUGCAACAGAUUAAAAGUAACGAGUAUUCACUUCUCGGUGUUGAUCAAGCGACAUGUGACAUGAUCGUCGAAUACAUCUAUUUCGAUGAAUUGCAAUUGACAUCUGAAACGAUAAUUCCGGUAUUCAAAGCUGCCACUACUUUGAAAAUGGAAAAAUUACUCGCUGAAUGUGUAUCGUGGAUGAUGACGAAUUCGAAAUUUCUCAGAGAAGCUGCUACAGCCGAUACGAUGCCUCUCUGUUUCAUUUCUUUCGAUAUAUUGGAGGAAUUACUUCUGUCAUGGCCUGAUCAUUGCUGCGAUGAUCCGCAUAGGAUUCUAGACAUGUGUUCGAAAUGGGUUUUCCACGAUGUGAAGAAUCGAUAUCACCUGAUACCGAAAAUCGCCCUUGCUAUUAAUGGCAAUCGCAUUAUGAAGUACCAUGAUUAUAAAAUAGAACUGCCUACAGAUUCGAACAACUGUUCGGAGAAAUCAAUUCGAAAUGAAUUAUGGAAAACAUUGAAUUUUACUUCGUUGAUUCCCUCUGCUGAAAAAAUGCCUCGGAACAAUGAAAAGAAGUUGGAAGAAAUGCCUGUGUUCAUCGCCUGGACCCGGGAAACGUCAACUAUUUACGUUUUGAACGCCAACAUGGAACAAAUUGCCAUGUUGCGCCUUUUACCUAGUUCAGAAAAGCCAAUAGGUUACAUUUGUGGUUUCUUUAAUAUAGCCGCGACUUUAGUGGAUGACAAUUUAUUCAUUAUGUUCUCUUCGGCUGAUUAUGCUCGUCCCGUGUUUAAUGUAUAUAAUUUAUCUUCGAAAAAGUUCAUCUCAUUGAAUCGUUGCAUAACAGGAUAUUGGUCCAAAUGCGUGCUGUUGAAUUGUCGCAGCCAAGUUCUCUGUUGUAUUGAAGAUGGCCGCGUAUUGAAAUAUUCGAUCGAAUUGAAUCGUUGGAUAAUAAUUUCGGAGAAGCCGAGCCCUGAAAACCGAGCACUUCCUCUAGUACGGUUUACAAGUGAUGGAGAUAAGUUGUACAGAUUGUAUUUGUGUAUUAACGCUAGUUCUGAGGGGUUGUAUUUAUCGAAACCAGAAUGCAAAUACGUUGUGGACGAAUUCAAUUUUCAACAAAAUGCGUGGUUGCCUUUGUCACAUUUGUCGUUUUCACCAUCUACUAUGAUGAAAAAUCUCACUUACACUUGUAAUAACGUGCUGAGUAUUUCACCGUCUGACAUGAUAGUAAAUUUCACUAUCACUAAUGGCAGUAUGCUUACUGUGAUAUUACCAUCGUGCUACAUGACAUUUGACCAAAAUUCAAAACAGUGGCAUGAGUUUCCCAUGACGGACAAUAUUCUCACGCAGACUCAUUUGAAAUCUUUCGCUGUAGUUCAGUUUGGAAACGAACUUUUACACGUGUGCCUCAACAAACUUUAUCAGUGGUCUCGAACAAAUCUAAUCUGGGACUUGAAGAAAGAACUCCCAUUAAGAUUGGGAUCUGAAUUAUCCGAUGGUUCGAAAAAUCGCGGUCCUUAUGACUAUAUUUCUGCUAUUCAUGGGCACCGUAUUCGCACCGAUUAAUGUAAUGUAAUGUAACCUUUUAUGAUAAAGUAGAUAUUAAUUUUUGUUUUGUUUACGAUUAUGGAAAUAUUGAUUUAAUUAUACCUUUCGAUUAAACUUC